Molecule: messenger RNA, 1347 nt
Organism: Hyaloscypha bicolor E
Lineage: Eukaryota; Fungi; Ascomycota; Leotiomycetes; Helotiales; Hyaloscyphaceae
Product: phosphotransferase family protein
Exons: 3
Coding region: 1-1347 (448 amino acids)
Source: RefSeq, a predicted model, not a curated record
AUGAAACACCAUAUGAGUUAUGAUUAUCUGGCCUCGCUCUUCCAGCAAGGAGUUCUGCGAGAGAUUGGACUCUUCAUGAAGAAGCACAGAGGCGGUGUUGCUAUAGAGUUAUGCAAUCCUGUCGCCGGGGCUUUCAACGCUUGUUUGCAAAUGAUAUUUGGUGACGGCGGAUUCUCGGAGGAAAAGAUUCGGAAAGAAGUAGCGAUUAUACGAUAUAUCGCUGACAAGACCUCAAUACCAGUACCGUUUGUUCUUCACUAUGGUAUGGAGGACGAGGGCCCAGCUGGAAUAGGUCCUUUCAUCCUGAUGGACUACAUAACUCAUGCACAUAACCUGACUGCGGAACUGAAUACGCCUGGUCUCAAACGGGAAGAUCGACCAAUUCUAAAUCCCGAUAUCCCCCAAGAAAAGCUCCGAUUUGCCUAUAGCCAGAUUGCGGGUGUUCUGCUGCAACUGUCCCGGCCCUCUUUCAUUCAAAUUGGGUCACUCGAAGAAGUUGAAGAUGGAAUCUGGUGUGUCACAGGUCGCCCCUUGACAUUCAAUAUGAACGAACUCGUCUCAGUGGGCAACUUUCCACCUAGCAAGCUGCCAGCUACAACUUUCACGACUUCAACCUCUUACUUCAGCGCUCUCGCAGAUAUGCAUCUGGUUCACUUAUCAACGCAACGCAACGAUGCCAUCACAUCAACAGAAGACUGCCAACACACAUACGUUGCUCGGCACCUUUUCCGCAGGCUCAUAUCAGAGGGCAAAUUUCCAAGUGCCCCAGAACAGAAACAAAAACCCUUCAAAUUAUUCUGCGACGACCUUCGCCCAUCUAAUGUGCUUGUUGAUGACGACUGCAGAGUUGUGGGUGUCAUAGACUGGGAAUUUACCUACGCUACUCCGGCCGAGUACUCUUACAGCCCCCCGUGGUGGUUGCUCAUCGAGUCUCCUGAAAAGUGGCCUCGUGGCAUUGCUGAUUGGGUGAAAACGUACGAACCAAGACUAAAGCUAUUCUUGGAAGUGCUUGAGGAACGGGAGGAUACCAUGAUCCGAGACGAGGGUCUGACAGAAGACCAACGAUUAUCAGCGCAGAUGAGGGAAAGUUGGGAGAAUGGUGAUUUUUGGGUGAGCCACGCGAUCAGGAACAGUUGGGCUUUCGAUGCGAUAUUCUGGGAGAAGGUCAACACGAAUCCGCGGUUCUUUGACAAACCUGGGUAUGAGGAGGGGCUGAAGUUACUUUCUUUAGAAGAGAGGAAUGGGAUGGGAGAUUUUGUAAGAAGGAAACUGGAGAAGAGUGAAACUCGGACGUUGGAUGACUGGGACGAAGAAGAAGUAGAAAGCAAUAGGGAAGGUUGGAUUUAG